AUGGGCGUGGCCUUCGGCUUGACACUGUCCAUUGUCGGCGCCGCCUGGGGCAUCUUUAUCACGGGCUCGAGUCUGUUAGGCGCCGCAGUGAAGGCCCCGCGCGUGCGAUCAAAAAACCUCGUGAGCAUCAUUUUCUGCGAAGCCACUGCAAUCUACGGCGUCAUCAUUGCUAUCAUUCUGCAGAGCAAGAUGAACCAGCCGGGUCUGCGCAAUGAGGGAGACGAACCGAUCAACGAGCAAGCGCUGUACUUUGCAGGAUACGCUGUCUUCGGCUCGGGUGUUGCAGUGGGCUUGACGAAUCUAGCGAGCGGCGUGUCCGUCGGCAUUGCUGGUAGCAGCUGCGUGCUCGCCGAUGCGCAGAACGCGGCGCUGUAUGUGACGAUCUUGAUUGUGGAGAUUUUCGCAAGCGCACUGGGCAUCUUCGGUGUCAUCGUCGGCAUCAUUCUGUCCAACAAUGCAGAAUUCCCUAAGUAA
Molecule: messenger RNA, 474 nt
Organism: Phytophthora sojae
Lineage: Eukaryota; Oomycota; Peronosporomycetes; Peronosporales; Peronosporaceae
Exons: 4
Coding region: 1-474 (157 amino acids)
Biological process (GO): proton transmembrane transport
Cellular component (GO): proton-transporting V-type ATPase, V0 domain
Molecular function (GO): proton-transporting ATPase activity, rotational mechanism
Source: RefSeq, a predicted model, not a curated record